AUGCCUCGUCGACCUCGUCCAACGACCCGGAAACCCCCCAUUCAUCUCGCCGGAGCGAGCCGUGGGCCGAGAACUGCAACCAAACCCCAUGGAAUUACGGGGAAUGUCAACGAAAUACGCAUUCACGCCGUAGAUUCUGUGAGCGAAAACGAGCCAGAAAGCGACUCUGCAGGGGAACACGAAGACCUGGACGAAGAUCCUGAGUCAUCAUUUGUCGAGGGAGGAGAAGAAGAAGAAGAAGACGUGGAUGUGGAUGGCCCUCGAGUCGCACAGUAUGUUGAUGAGGAAGACCUGGAGGAGGUAGGCGAGGAGAGCGAGCCCGAAGACGAUGAGCCCGAACAAGAGCCAGAUAAUCUCAAGAAUCUUCGCAACGACCUUUCUACGUUACCUCUAGGCGCAUUAAGGAAAGCACAACAGGCUCUCUUGCGCUCCAAGGUGUACGACGAUGAAGAUGAUGAGGACGGGGAGGGCCCAGGGUUGCCGUCAGGGGAAUACUCGAAUUCCGAACCCAAGGGAGAGACCUCCCACCAGGCCAAAGACCAAGAGAAAGAGAAGAAAGAGGUACCAAAGAGGAAGAAUAAACAUGCUCCUAUGGAGAUGUCUUCCAAACGUCCUGUACCCCGAAAGAGGCUAGACAUCCCGGUAAACAAACCCGUACCUCGUGACCCUCGCUUCCUACCUAUUACUGGGGAGUUUUCCCAAGACCGUUUCCGCACACAAUAUGGCUUCCUGUCCGAGAUGCAUGAGCAGGAGAUGAACACAUUGAAGGAAAACCUCAAGCGUGCACGCAAGAUGCUUGCAUCGUCUCCCAGGGCCUUGCGCGCCGAACGUGAAGCAGAAGUUCAACGGCUGGAGCGUGCAGUCAAGCGAGCGGAGAGUCUGGUCAACAGGGGCAAGCGCGAGCAGGUUGAGGCAUCGGUCCUUGCUAAGGCGCGGAAAGAGGAGAAGGAAAAACAGAAACAAGGAAAGAAGGCGUGGUUCAUGAAGAACGUCGACAAAAAAGAGCUGCUGACUCGCGCAAAAUUCGAAGUCCUUGCGGAACAAGGAGGUCGGGGAGCUGUGCGUAAAGCUAUCGAGAAAAAACAGAAAAAGACUAGUCAAAAGGAGAAGAAACGCAGACCAUACGCACCUGGAGAAAAGCGUCCUUCAAGGCCCUCGACCGAUGUGCGACCGAAUAAGCGGCAAAAGUUCUCAUAG
Molecule: messenger RNA, 1197 nt
Organism: Phanerochaete carnosa HHB-10118-sp
Lineage: Eukaryota; Fungi; Basidiomycota; Agaricomycetes; Polyporales; Phanerochaetaceae
Exons: 6
Coding region: 1-1197 (398 amino acids)
Biological process (GO): maturation of SSU-rRNA from tricistronic rRNA transcript (SSU-rRNA, 5.8S rRNA, LSU-rRNA)
Cellular component (GO): 90S preribosome; nucleolus
Source: RefSeq, a predicted model, not a curated record